This is a messenger RNA of Acanthochromis polyacanthus (spiny chromis), 3057 nucleotides long. It is a transcript of the gene tbc1d24, whose product is annotated as TBC1 domain family, member 24. The record is from RefSeq and is a predicted model, not a curated record. Lineage: Eukaryota; Metazoa; Chordata; Actinopteri; Pomacentridae. The transcript has 7 exons. The coding region runs from base 236 to 1945 and encodes 569 amino acids.
GAGCCCCUCUCUGCAGCUGCAUGCUCGGUGACCAGGAUCUGAGGAACUGCGCAUGCUCGAGGCAACUUAAUAUGAAUGCUGCCUGACGUCUCAAGACAUCUCACGUCCAGUGACCAUCAUGGGCAGGUAGUAAAAAUACAUUUGUCAUCUAUUGUGUGGAGGUCAGAAGGUUAGGAAUACCUCAGAGCGUACCUCCUCUGUUCCCACUUGGGCUGUCCAGCAAGUUUCCAGCAUCAUGGCUGAAGAAGAAUAUGGCAGCUUUGUGGACUGGAACCAGAUGGGGGACCUGGCCAAGAGCAGCGGGCCCACCAAAGUAGACUGCAAAGACCUGAAAGAGUUCAAACAAAUGGCUCGACAAGGUUACUGGGCCAAGAACCACAAACUACGGGCGCAAGUCUACCAGCAGCUCAUCAAAGCCAUUCCCUGUCGCACAGUUACACCAGAUGCUGAAGUAUAUCGUGAUAUUAUGGGAAAUGCAGCCACAAAGAAGCCCUCCUCCCACAUCCCACUACCAGAGUUCGUGGAUGGAAAUCCUGUGCCACAGUAUUGUCUGAAGGCGGAGGGAGUAGCCUCAGCCCAUAAGAUCAUCAACUGUUUGGCUGGACAGUUUCCAGAUAUCUCCCACUGCCCAGCACUUCCAGCCAUGACUUCAUUGCUCCUGCACUUCAGCGUAGACGAAGCUCAAUGUUUUGAGCAUGUCAGCCGCAUACUGGCUUGCAAUGAGCCAGGCAAGCGACUGCUAGACCAGACUUUCCUGGCCUAUGAGUCCAGCUGCAUGACUUUCGGUGACCUGGCCAACAAGUACUGCCCGGCUGCUCACAAACUAAUUGUGGCCACAGCUCAGGAUGUACUGGAGGUCUAUUCAGACUGGCAGCGCUGGGUGCUCGGUGACCUGCCGUUCAGCCAUAUGGUUAGAGUCCUGGAUGUCUACCUAGUAGAGGGCUACAAGAUUCUCUACCGUGUAGCUAUAGCCCUGCUCAGGUUCUAUCGUAAGCAUAAAGCAGCCAGCCAGGGAGGCCAAGGGAGCCCACAACAACAAGAUUCAAGCAAAAUCAAGGCAGACAUUCAAGCGUUUGUCAAAGGAGUUGCCUCCACUGUAACACCUGACAAGUUGCUUGAGAAGGCCUUUUCCCUCCGUCUGUUUAGCCGCAAGGAGAUCACCCUGCUGCAGCUCACAAAUGAAAAGUCCCUGCAGCAGAAAGGAAUCACUGUCAAACAGAAGCGGCGGAAUGUGCAGCUGGCACUUAACCCUGACACAUUCUCCUCUGAGAUCGUCAGUGCCAAGGAGAUGCGAGACAUCUGGUCAUGGAUCCCUGAGCGCUUUGCCCUGUGCCAACCUCAACUCCUAUUCACCACCUCCAACCAUGGCUGCAGCCUGAACAGAUUCUACCAACAUUGUGAAGGCUAUGAACCCACUCUGCUGCUCAUCCGGACCACAGAUGGCGAUGUAUGUGGAGCCUUUCUGUCCACAGACUGGGAGGAGCGGAAGAGAGGAGGCAACAAAUUGAGCUUCUUUGGCACAGGGGAGUGUUUUGUCUUCAAGCUGAAGCCAGAGAUGGAGCGCUACGAGUGGGUGGUGAUCGGCCACCCUGAGCUCGCAUCCUCCAUCAAGACCCAGGUUCAGGAGGACACAGCGUCGUCUGAGGGCCAGAAUGAAGACAACAACAGUUUACCGCAGCCAGAGAAACUUGCUGGAAAUUUGUCACCAUUUCUGUCUGCCCGCCACUUCAACCUCAACUCCAAGAAUACUUCCAUGUUCAUGGCUGGAAACUUUGACUCCAUCAUUGUCGGGGGAGGUGAUGGCAACGCGCUCUACAUUGACGCUGAGCUGAACCGCGGACGCACUGGCAGGUGUACCACCUUUGACAACCCGCCCCUGUGCGCAGAGACCUUCCAGGUUUCACUGCUAGAAGUGUGGGGCUUCCAGGACACUAUGGCCUCUUAAUGCUGUACACGUAAACACACACUGCACCUGCUUACAAGUGCAUCCAUACAUCAUACAGACAUGUAGGCAAAUGAAGCACACACAUUUUAACAUACAGCACUUUCUCCACUUACACUUAAACGCAUUAAAGCAUAACUUCAUGUCAUAUGAGUGAAACAAAGUCUUAAAAUAUAAAGUCAAGUGUAUUAGGUAGAAAACACAGAUAUGCAAACAGAACAACAUCCGUCCUCCAAAUUUAGUUAUAAUUUACUAUUUUUUAUUUAUUAAUGCAGUUUCUCCAAAUUUCAGCGUAUGAACAAAAUGAGAUUUUUUUUAUUGUUUUCUGUUUAUUUUUGUAUUUACAGCUAUGUAUAAUGGUGUACUAAUUGUGUGAAAGUGGAAAUGUUAAGGAUCAACUGUGUGUCCAUGUUCCUGUUGAGCUAAAGCUAAAAUGUAAUAAUUGUAAUUCUAAAUGUAAAUUCUGUAUUUUAUGUUCUCUGGUUUUUCUCUCUCUGCCAAAUUCAUGACAUGGCUUGCUCUGCAGGCCCUAGCAAAUAUUAUUUACCAGGUCAUGUUGAUAAACUGAGGUUUACAACCUUAGGUGAGAAGUCAAUUCUUUAUCGCUCAGUAAAUGUUGAAAGAACAUAAAAACAAAGUAGUAAAAUUGCACCAGGUCAGCUAGAACCGAAGCAGGCCUGUCACAUUUUCACACACUUUUGGGUUUAUUGUACACAGGUGGGAGAUUUGAUCAAUGAAAUAAUCAAGUAAAUGUUUGUGAAUUAGUAGUGACUUCACCAUUUUGCACUCCGUCAAAGCUUUCUUUUGGAAUCUGUGACUGUUGCUCCUUUGUAUAGUGAAUGAACAUUCAUGUGAAAAGCAGUGCAAGCAUGUUAAAAGGUAAAGGUGUUUUUUGUUUACAAGUAAUGAAGAUCAAUGCAGUUUGUGCAACAUUUUCCCUGUUACUUCCGUCCUUUACAGUAUAGUAACAAAGAAAAGAGGUCGAAAAUAAUCUGCUGUUGGCAAAGUGUUGUUGGGAUUACACAUCUCGUCUCUGCGUUAUGUUGCUCCAGUGAAGUGUCAGUUGGGUAACUGCAAAUGUGUUGUACAUGUGGAAAUACAGCAUUACACUUUCA